AUGUCAACAAAUAGUAACCGAGAUAAAAGAAGAAAAGGAAAUAGUAAAGACAAGCAAACCAAUAAUCGAAGUAACGAAUGUUACAAAUGUGGAUCACCAGGUCACUUUGCUCGUGAUUGCACUAGCGGUGGAUCGCGAAAGCCUCAGGAGACGACACACAAACCUCGACCUAGUCCACAUGAGAUUGAAGAAGACCAGCUCAAAACAUUAUCGAAUAAUUUUAAUUCAGCUGAAUUGUCUUAUGGAGGAUCUGAUAAGAUCGUUUUUACUCCAUUAGGAGAUGAGCUUAAAAAUGCAUGGAAAAGAUUUAUGAAAAAAGAUUUGACACAUCAACACAAAAUGAGGCACUUUAUUACAUCAUGCCUUGCAGCAAUGGACAAGCAGGAAGGCGAUAAAGUUGAAGAGCUUGUAACGGAGUUAGGUCAGCCUGAAGGUUUGAAGCGUAUAAGGGAAAUCGUCAUGUUUCCUAUGUCAGUGGAUGCGGGACUUAGCGCAUCAAUUGCUUCUUUUCAACGUGUGAUAUUGCCAUUCAUGGCGCUUUUAACUCGCACUGGAAUUACAGAAUGUAUUGUGGAGAAAUAUGUUCAUGCAGUAUUUUAUACUGUCUAUUCAAAUCUGGAUUCAUUUAUGUAUGAAGGAGUUAUUGAUAAGUUAGAGAUUCUAGUUAAAAGAAAUAAUAUUGUUGACAAAAAAAUUAGCCAAUCAAAGUUGAUUGAAGAUGACGCAGUUGCAUUCAUACCUACCUCAAUGGGCCAAUUCUUUUUGGUCAUAGUCAGAUUGUGCAAUGUAUUUAUGAAGCGUAUAAAGGAAGCGUCGAUUAACGAAACGAUGUACAAAAUUGUAGAGAAAAUCGAACAAGCUAAAAAUUUGUGGCAAAAUACUCUUCAACAAGAUAUUGGAAACACAUAUAAUGAACCACUUGCCUCUGAUGUUGUGCUUAGGAAAUAUUUUUUCACAAUCCUUGAUAAGGAAAUAGACACCAUGAAGAAAAUGUUGAAUUAUCGUCAACGCAACUUGCUGUCUCAAGAAACUCAUACAGUUUCAUCUACACAUUAUGAAAAAUUGGCUAAAAAGAUGGCUUUGAUGAUUGAUUACGAUCCACCAGGUGAACUUUCCAAGAAAGGACCACGUCAUGAUAAUGAUUUCAGUGAAGUAUCAAAAAUUUCGAUUAUUCCAACUAAGAAUGAAAUAUUAUGCGAUCGGGAACCAUUUUUACCAACAACGAAUAUGGAUGACACCUUGCAUCAUCUACCGAAAGGUGCAGAACGCCUUCUUGACUCACAGUUUCGUCUUCUCAGAGAAGAUAUGAUGUGUCCUAUACGCCUUGGCAUUGAAAAUUUCAUUAAAUUUAUCUCGGAAUCAGCCAAAAAUCACGCAAAAAUCAAGAAAUUACAAGAGCAUGGUGGAAGACACAAGUAUGAAGACAAAAAAGGCAUGGAAGGUGGCGACCUAAAUGUAUAUGCAAAUGUUCAUUUUUCUGCUGUAAAAAUCAAUAAAAGGCGAGGCUUUUCUUGCCAAAUGGGGUUUACGCAACCUCCAAUGCGGCGUAAUUCAGGAAGUCGAUUACAAUAUUGGAACAAAAGUGGAAAGCUUAUGAAUGGAAGUUUAGUCUGUCUGCUUUGGCCAUCCGGAAAUAAUUCACCUAAUAGUAGCCUUCAAUUUUCCUUGUUCUUUGGAACAGUAUCGCUUCGUGAUGAAAAGUUAUUGUCGCGAAAUCAACAUAUAGCGCUAAUUGAUAUCAGUUUUAUUGACAGCCAGAUUUAUCAAAUUGCUUUAGAAGAAGUUAAGAAAAAAAAUUUUAGUGAACAAACGGCAGGGUGCUUUAUGGUUGAAUCUACAGGAGUGUAUUUUGAGUCGUAUUUCCAUAUUUUAAAAGUUCUUCAAACAACAUUACCAUCAAAUCUUCCUUUUGAAAAAUAUUUGGCACCACAAAUAACCGAAAGUUCCUCUUUUGCGGUUGUUGACCCACCUACAUAUACUCGAGCACCUGGAUUCGUGUUCGAUUUAUCAGUACUACUUAAAGAUAAAAAUAAACGACUUUUACUAAACGUUGCUGACACAUCUUCUCAUGAAACUGUCAUUCGAAAUCUUCAAGAAUUAAGUAGUCUUGAUAAUACACAAGCGCAAUCCCUUGUAUAUUCUUUAUGUCGAGAAGUUGCUUUGAUUGAAGCAAAUAAGAAAACUACAAAAAUAGGGCCAAUAUUGACAAUUUGUUUUACUAAUCAUGCAUUAGACCAAUUUCUUGAGGCUGGCAUUACAAAAAUUGUACGAUUAGGCAGCAGAUCAAAGUCUGAAAUUAUUAAGAAUUUCACUAUAGAAGAACUAUGCCAAAAUCGCCCUCAUUCCAAGGUUCAAAAACAUAUGUUAUAUGAAGGAUAUGAAGAACUUAGAAGAAUUCAAGAAGAAGCCGAAGAAAUACUAGAUAAUUUUUCUCGCAGAUGGUUAAGUUGGGGAAAUAUUGCGGGCUAUUUUGGAAGUGACUUGGAUCUUGCAGAGAAAUGGGCUAAGAAUUUUCAAACUCGAGAAGCUAAAAACAAUAUGAAAGCUAAUGAAGCUAGUGUUAAUUUAUUUGAAGUUCUUGGGCACUUUAAUAAUGAAGAAGAAUUUUCUACUGAAGAUAUUGAGGAUUCUGAAGCUGAACGCAAUAUGGAAGAUAAUGAAUCUAAUAUUAAUACAUCUGAAACGCUUAAAUACCUUAAUAACGAAGAAGAAUUUUCUACUGAAGUUAUUGAAGAUUCUGAAACUGAACGUAAUAUGGACGAUAAUGAAGAUAACGAGGAAGAAUUUGCUACCAAAGAUAUUGACGAUUCUGAAAAUUUAAUGCUAAAUUGGCUUCUUUCUUGGGUUAAACCCGAAGGUAAUCGACCUUUGGAAGACCUUAAAGAUGAUCCUAAUGUUUGGCAAAUGUCUAGGGUCGAAAGAAUAAAAUUACAUGAUUUUUGGAAGGAGAGCAUUCAAUCAGAUUAUAUUGAACAACUUGUCAACAUUAAAAAACAAUACGAAGAGAAAAAAAAUACCAUUGAUAAAAUUUACGAUGAAAAGCGUCGCCAAGUUCUUCGCGGUUGUGAUGUAAUUGGGAUGACGACAAACGGAGCAGCAAAAUUUCAAACUUUAAUUCGCUCUAUAGGACCACGAAUAAUUAUUUGCGAAGAAGCAGGCGAAGUCCUGGAGGCACAUAUUUUGAGUUCACUAACGCCAGCGACGCAGCACAUGAUCCUUAUUGUUGGAAGCAAUUACGCUCUUGAUAAAAGUCUAUUUGAGCGUCUUGUUAAUGGUGAUCAGGCAAUGCGUCUAGAAAAAUCGCAAUUAUGCACACAAAGGAGAAUGAGAGGAGAAAUUUCUGACUUAAUCCGGUACACUCUUUAUAAAGAACUUGUCGAUAACGAAAAUACUAGUUAUCCAGACGUACGCGGUGCUCAGAGAAAUGUUUAUUUUAUGGAUCAUCGUCAUCCUGAAGAUUCCGGUGAAAAUGAUUUUGCAGUGAACUCACAUUCAAAUACUUAUGAGGUUAAGAUGGUAAUAGGGCUUGUUAAGCAUUUUGUUCGCAAUGGAUACAAUAAACCGGGUCAAAUCGCGGUAUUGACACCAUAUCUUGGACAACUCAUUAAAAUAAGAGAUAUGUUAUCAAAAUCAUUUGUUGUGGUAAUCGACGAACGGGACGAUCAAUUAAUUACUAAUAUGGAGGAAAGCAUAGAUGCUGAAAAUAAAAAUACAGAUGGCGGGUCAGUGUCUUCUAUUGAAAAUAUAAAUACUGUCGCUGAAAAGAAAAAAUUGUCGCAACAGGUUGUUCUUCGUACAGUUGACAACUUUCAAGGAGAAGAAGCAGAUAUAGUGAUUAUAUCACUUGUUCGUAACACGAGAAAGGAGAGUGACCGUGGGAAUAUUGGCUUUUUGAAGUCAACAAAUCGCUCUAAUGUUCUUUUAUCUCGUGCAAAACAUGGCAUGUUUCUUUUGGGCAAUGCAGAUCUUAUGGAAAGGCAUUCUGAUUUUUGGAAGAAAGUUUUGGAAAUUUUACGCAAACGUGGUCAGAUCGGACCAGGAUUCCCGAUUGUAUGUGCUCGACACCCAGAAUAUAAGAACAACAUAUAUGAAGCAAGCCAAUUCGAAGAAAUUUCUCCUGAUGGAGGUUGUUUCGAGCCUUGUUGCCAACAGUUGAAAUGUGGGCAUACAUAUGACCCGCAACAUAUUGGUGUUUCUUGCCAAAAAGCUUGUAUGAGAUUAUAUCCGGAUUGUCAACAUCCUUGUAGAAAUAAAAUGUGUUGGGAAGAUUGUGGUGAUUGUCUUUGGCCAAUUGGAAGCAUUACAUUGCCAUGCGGGCACGAAUAUAAAAAUGCUAAGUGUUUCCAAAAUAAAAAUAUAGAUAAAGUACUUUGCAAUGAAAAAGUACUAAAGAAAUUGCCUAAUUGUGAACAUGAACAUUUAAUGAAGCAUGAGGGUACUUGUAACUUGCCAUGUGGCGUACCUUGCAACCGACUUCCAUGUAAUUUGCGAUGUGAAAAAUUGCUGGACUGUGGGCAUCAAUGUUUUGGCCUUUGUGGCGAGAAAUGUCCUCCAUCAAAAUAUUGUGCAGAGUGCACUACAGAUGAUAAUGUCAAAAAUCAAGUUGUUGAUCUAAUUAUGCAAGAAACCUUUGCAGAAGUAGAUUGGACUUCCGAGAGAAUGGUCGUCUUAGGUUGUGGUCAUGUAUACACAGCAGACAGCCUCGAUCAUCUGAUGGAAAUGAAGGAAUGUUACGAAAUGAACGACAAAAACAACAAAUGGAUCCGGAUCAAAACAAUUACUUCACAACCAAGUGAUCCUAAAAGUUGUCCGCAAUGCCGUGCUCCCAUUAAAAAUAUUUGUCGUUAUGGAAGGACAACAAAAAAAAAUGUUUUGGAUGUUCAAACCAAAAAAUUCUUGGUGAAAUAUGGUAAUCAACUAAAAAAUCGACAUGCAGAUAUAACAAAUGCUACAAAACAACUAGGGAUUAAACGAAUGAAAUUUUUAAAAGAAAUUCAAAUACCGUUGAAAGAUAAAGAAACGAAAAUUAUAAAAAGAGAUUCAGUGUUGCAAAAACUUCCGGAAAUUAUAUCAACAGAGCAAUAUAUAUUUCUUGAUCAAUAUUCUAUUCCAUUAAUGCAUGAAAAGAGAUGGAAGCAACAUAUAUCCGUACUUCUUGUCAUAUAUCGAGAGUUGAUUCAACUAAUGUUGGAAACAAAAUCUCCUCCGCAUAAACGUGCAUACGAGAAUGCAGUAUCUCUUUUGUAUGAUUACAAAACUCGAAUUAAUAUAUGUGAUCUCGGCAAAAAUUUCGUGUCUUUGGAUAAUUCAAAUUAUGACUCUCCCGUUCAUCAACAUCUUAAACUUCAAGAAACCUUGGCGGAAGUUGGGUUAAGUGCUCCAAAAAUGGACGUCAGAAUAUAUCUUGAUGCAUUUUUGGAAAUAAUUAAUAUUCAAAAAGUUAUUUUCCAUGAAAUUUCCCUGAUUAUCCCAGAGUUGUCAAAAAUAGCAGUAAUGGGAAAUCAAACUACUUCUUAUGAAAAAAAUUGGAUUGAAUUUGGCGAAGAUAUAAUCGUAUCAAUUAAAAAGCAUCUUGAUAUUAUAAUUACGACAGCUCAACAAAAUAGUUAUCUUCGUCACGCUAUUCUGACGUCGUUGGAGUUAGCGGAAGUUGAGUGUAAAGCUGAACGAUUUAGGCUCAAAUAUCCUCCUGCAGGCCAAGUAACUCCUAUUAUUCAACGGUCUGUCAAAAAUAAAUGUUCUGAAAUUGAAAGGACAUGUGAACAUAUUUGUAAUGAAAUGCUUCCUACAAUGAGUGCUGAAUAUUUUGAAAAACAAUGCAAGUCAAGAAUUGAUAAAAUUCUUCAAGAGGUUUCGGACCUUCGAGAUGCAGCUAUGAGGGAUAGACCUUUAACACAUGAAGAAAAGCUGGAAAUAAGUAAAGCAAUGAAUAGCGAAUUUCGGGGAUCAGGACAUUGGUACCAGUGUCCAAACGGCCAUCCUUAUACAAUAGGUGAAUGCGGAGGUGCCAUGGAAGCUAGCCGGUAA
Dentiscutata erythropus is the source of this 6027-nucleotide messenger RNA. Lineage: Eukaryota; Fungi; Glomeromycota; Glomeromycetes; Diversisporales; Gigasporaceae. The record is from the annotation of a GenBank genome assembly.